Molecule: messenger RNA, 2450 nt
Organism: Neltuma alba
Lineage: Eukaryota; Viridiplantae; Streptophyta; Magnoliopsida; Fabales; Fabaceae
Product: lysM domain receptor-like kinase 3
Exons: 12
Coding region: 282-2165 (627 amino acids)
Biological process (GO): protein phosphorylation; innate immune response
Molecular function (GO): ATP binding; transmembrane receptor protein kinase activity
Source: RefSeq, a predicted model, not a curated record
UUGUGAAUCAAUUAAUUUAAUUCUUCAUUCCAUGCUCAUAAUGCGGCGGAAUAAUUAAGCCUUCAGAAAUUUACAGUUUUAAAUUUUUCUCUUUCAAAGGUCUAAUAAUCACCAGGUCAACGGCACACCAGAACUGAACCCCCUUUCAAACUUCCCCUCUAUUCCCUAGCUGCUAUUUGGAUCUUCAGCUCGCCCUUUCGAAUAAACAAAUUAUGUCUUUCUUCGCUUUUGGCUCCUUCGAGUAGGGCCUUUUGUUUUUCUUGAAUCUUUCGGUCAAUCCAAUGGAACUCAGAUUUGAGUUUCUUGUUCUCUUCUUUUUCUCCUCGCUGGCUUCAAUUUUUGUCAUCGCCAAAGCACAGUGUAGCGAGACUUGUGAUUUUGCUCUUGGUUCUUACUAUGUUCGGAAUGGUUCGAACCUCACUUACGUUUCGAAGGUGAUGAAAUCCCAGUUGCUUUCAACCCCAGACGAUAUCGUAAACUACAACAAAGACAAAAUACCCAAUAAAGACAGCGUUCCAGCACUCACAAGAGUCAACGUUCCCUUCCCAUGUAAGUGCAUCAAUGGUGAAUUUUUAGGCCACACGUUUCAAUAUGUUGUUGAGACAGGGGACACCUACGAGAAGGUUGCUGUGACAAACUAUGCCAAUUUGACCACUGUUGACUGGUUGCGGAAGUUCAAUAGCUACCCACCCGACAAUAUUCCUGACACGGGAACCUUAAAUGUCACGGUUAAUUGUUCCUGCGGGAAUAGCGAUGUCUCAAAGGAUUAUGGGUUGUUCAUCACGUACCCACUUAGGCCAGGGCAGACGUUGCAGUCAGUGGCAGGAGAAGCAGGUCUUGACACCGGACUACUGCAGAGGUACAACCCGUCUGUGAAUUUCAACCAAGGAAGUGGUCUGGUUUAUAUUCCGGGCAAAGAUCAAAAUGGUACCUUUGUGCCUCUUCUGUCAAGAAAGGCUGGAGGUCUUGCUACUGGGGCUAUAGUUGGAAUAUCCAUUGGAGUAGUAGCAGGGCUUCUGCUAUUGGCAGUUGGUAUAUAUAUUGGCUAUUCUAGAAAGAAAAAGGCACACAAGGUGAAAUUACUCUCGCAAGAGUCCAAAGGUCUCACUUCUCAGGAUAGGAGAGAUACAACCUCUGGUAAUGGUGGAAAUGGAACUUCAGGAUCUGGUGGUCCUGUUGCUCCUAUUGCUGGCAUUGCUGGCAUUACAGUGGACAAAUCAGUAGAGUUUUCAUACGAAGAACUAGCUACUGCCACAAACAACUUCAACAUGGCUAACAUGAUUGGUCAAGGUGGUUUUGGUGCUGUCUACUAUGCUGAGCUGGGAGGCGAGAAAGCAGCAAUCAAGAAGAUGGAUAUGCAGGCAACAAGAGAAUUUCUGGCUGAAUUGAAAGUCCUGACUAAUGUUCAUCACCUUAAUUUGGUGCGUUUGAUCGGCUAUUGCGUUGAGGAUUCUCUUUUCCUUGUCUAUGAGUACAUUGAGAAUGGAAACUUAAGUCAGCAUCUCCGAAGUUCAGGGAGAGAUCCACUGCCUUGGUCUACCAGGGUGCAAAUUGCUCUGGACUCAGCAAGAGGUCUUGAAUAUAUUCACGAGCAUACAGUGCCAGUAUAUAUCCAUCGUGACAUAAAGUCAGCUAAUAUAUUAAUAGACAAAAACUUCCGUGGCAAGGUCGCAGAUUUUGGAUUGGCAAAACUGACUGAAGUUGGCAGCUCAACACUUCCCACUGGUCGUCUUGUGGGUACAUUUGGAUAUAUGCCACCAGAAUAUGCUCAAUAUGGGGAUGUUUCUCCUAAAAUAGAUGUCUAUGCUUUUGGAGUAGUUAUCUAUGAACUUAUUUCUGCGAAGGAAGCUAUCAUCAAGAUAAAUGAAUCAAUCACAGACUCAAAGGGCAUCGUAUCUUUGUUUGAUGGAGUUCUUAAUCAACCAAAUCCAACCGAAGAUCUUCGCAAAUUGGUGGACCCAAGACUUGGGGAUGACUACCCUAUUGAUUCAGUUCACAAGAUGGCCCAACUUGCCAAAGCAUGCACGCAGGACAAUCCCCAGCUGCGUCCAAGUAUGAGAUCUAUCGUUGUUGCUCUUAUGACACUUUCUUCUGCCACUGAGGAUUGGGAUGUUGGCUCCUUUUAUGAAAAUCCAGCUCUUAUGAAGCUCAUGUCUGGAAGAUAGCAUGAUGAAGCAAUUCAUGUCUUGUCUGUAAAUGGGUGUAAUGUAAAAGAAAUCGAGUAUAUUAUUGGUUUGGUUUCCAAAAGAUGCAAGCUUUCUCAAUUUGAUAUUUUCCCUAUUUCUGAAUCUAGUGUUUCACUUUCAAAUUUUUCCUCAGUUUAGUUCUUAUGGUAACCUGAAUUAGGUGUUCUCAGGCACAUUACUAACGUAUGAACAAGAUACGUGUGAUGUGAUGGAGAACUGAUUUUGCCAGUAAUUUUGAUAUGCAAGCUUCAUCUGAGUUGAGCA